AAAAAAGAUAUUGACCUCGCUGUAGAAUUAGUGUCAUGAUGAAUUGAGUUUAGUUUGCCUCCAGCAUUUGCCGGUUGGAGGUGGGUAAGGUUACCAGGAUAAACGUGUUUGCUUGUUUAAUUAAUUAAAUUUUGCAAGCAUGGAUUUUAUAUCAUUUGCUCAAUCAAUGUCUAAUUAUAAAGACAGUCCUAAAGGAGUACCAGGUAAUCCGUUCCCAUCAAGGCCCUGGUUACAGGAUCGUGCUGCUGCUGCUCCAGCAUCAUCUAAUAUUGGAGUCAAAGGAAUCAUUGCCGGAGGAAUAACUGGUGGUAUUGAGAUUUGUAUUACAUACCCAACGGAAUAUGUUAAGACCCAAUUGCAAUUAGAUGGGAAAGCUGGUGCUGGUAAACAAUAUUCAGGAAUAUGGGACUGUGUCACAAAAACAGUAAAAACAAAUGGAUUUUUUGGCCUAUAUCGCGGUCUACCUGUUCUUCUUUAUGGUUCUAUACCAAAGUCAGCUGUGCGAUUUGGUGCAUUUGAAACUGUUAAAAAUCAACUAGUUGAUGCUGAUGGUUCAUUAAAUGCACAACGUCGACUUUUAGCUGGUCUAUGUGCUGGUAUUUGUGAAGCAAUACUUGCUGUAACACCAAUGGAAACUGUCAAAGUUAAAUUUAUCAAUGAUCAACGAUCUGCUAAUCCUCAAUUUCGUAGUUUUUUUCAUGGAGUUAAGCUUAUUGUAAAAGAGCAAGGUUUGAAAGGAGUCUAUCAAGGAGUAGUGCCGACAAUAAUGAAACAGGGUUCUAAUCAAGCUAUAAGAUUUUUUGUUAUGGAGACAAUGAAAGAUUGGUAUCGUGGUGGAGACAAUAAUAAACAAGUACCUAAGGUGGUUGUCGGUAUAUUUGGAGCUUGCGCUGGUGCUGCAUCAGUAUUUGGAAAUACUCCAAUCGAUGUAGUGAAAACAAGGAUGCAGGGUUUGGAAGCAUAUAAAUACAAAGGAAGUUUAGAUUGCGCUGUACAAGUUUGGAAAAAAGAAGGUCCACGUGCAUUUUACAAAGGAACUGUUCCACGAUUAGGAAGAGUAUGUCUUGAUGUUGCCAUAACAUUUAUGAUUUAUGAUUCAUUUAUGGAUCUCUUUAAGAAAGUAUGGCCAUAAACUAUAUCUAUCACAUAUUUAUGUAAUAUAUUUUACAUACAAAGUGCCCCCUAAACAAAUAAUUGUGUCAAAAAAUUGCACAAAAUCAUCGAUAUUUUGAAUUUAUUUCUUACUAAAUCUUUGAUAGUAGUGACAAUGAUUUUUAUACAGAAAAAUUUAUAAAGUAAGAUAUACAACAUAAAAAAAUAGCGAGCUUAAAUAUUAUUUAUAACUGGGUUAAUUCAAACUUUAAUUAAUUAUCACGUUGUACAGAUUUUUUUUUUUAUUUGCGAUGGUAUAAUAGAGUAAUUUAAUAAUGUAAAUGUGUAAAAAAUAUUCAUAUUUAGUAAUAUAUGAAUAUUCAUGCCUAUAAACUAUAGAAAAAACCAAAGUUCAUCUUGCAAUAAUUUUUUUAAUCAAGAAAAGUUUUUUUAAGAGAUUUAUAUAAAAAUUUUAUGUUUAUUACUUUGUUGAAUAAUAUUUUUCUUACCGUACCAUCAAUUAAAAUGGGAAAAAAAGUUUAUUUAUAAUUAUAUACUUAGAUUUAUUUGGAAAGGAAAAAAAAUUAAUACAAAUUUUUCUCUUUAUUAUUAACUUUGUCACAUUAUCUAUUGUUCAUCAAGCAAUAUAAUAAUAUCAUGAGAAUUGUUGGUGAAGUGAAAUUUUAAUUAUGAAUUAAGUAAAACAUCUACUGAAAACAUUCCACAAAUCAUUCCAAACUAAUAUAUACAACUUGAGACAAGAUUGAUAUUUUAUUGUGUUUUUUGAAACAAUCAAUUGUCAAAAAUAUUUAUUAUUAUAAUCGAGAAUCUCAAUUAAAUAUCAAUAUUUGCUUAUUCAUAGAUAUUUAAAAAUGUUGCAAAUAGAUUCACAAGUAUAUGUAUAUACAGAUUAAUUUUUGCCAUUAUACAAAAUCUUAACUAC
This is a messenger RNA of Cotesia glomerata, 2035 nucleotides long. RefSeq names its product tricarboxylate transport protein, mitochondrial (gene sea). NCBI's taxonomy places the organism in Eukaryota, Metazoa, Arthropoda, Insecta, Hymenoptera, Braconidae. The coding region runs from base 140 to 1132 and encodes 330 amino acids. Gene Ontology annotation, biological process: mitochondrial citrate transmembrane transport. The record is from RefSeq and is a predicted model, not a curated record. The transcript is spliced from 4 exons.